Messenger RNA from Glarea lozoyensis ATCC 20868, 1494 nucleotides. RefSeq lists its product as uncharacterized. NCBI's taxonomy places the organism in Eukaryota, Fungi, Ascomycota, Leotiomycetes, Helotiales, Helotiaceae. The record is from RefSeq and is a predicted model, not a curated record. The transcript has 2 exons. Gene Ontology annotation, biological process: protein localization to plasma membrane; GPI anchor biosynthetic process. Gene Ontology annotation, cellular component: membrane; endoplasmic reticulum. Gene Ontology annotation, molecular function: glucosaminyl-phosphatidylinositol O-acyltransferase activity. Bases 1 to 1494 code for a protein of 497 amino acids.
AUGUCUCGGGCAGCUGAAGCAGCCAUGGCUGCGAGCUACAAAGCUCUGAAAGAGGAUUUUGUUUCUAACUUGACUGGCGGUUCAAUUUCAGAAAUCAACCUCGUUACUGCUGUUUCCCCUGUGGCACUCGUCUGCUGGGCAGCUCUUCAAUCCCGACUGUCGUUCUUCAAGCCGUAUACACCAUUAGCAUUUGCUGUCGAUUUCCUGUUAAAUGUCGGAGCUAUCCUGCUUGCGUUCACGCUUUAUUCGGACAAACCACUUCUUCUCAGCAUUCUUUUACUCGCCCCAGUCAUUAUGGUAUACGCUAUUCCCAAACCAUCACCAGUCAGGAAGCAGAAGCCUCCUCCGCGGAAACUUGCGAAAGACUCUGAGCCUCAAACACCUCUGCCAAAGAAGCCGUUUCUUACCAUCUACCGAGGGGCCAUGAUGAUCACAACAUGCAUCGCUAUUCUUGCGGUUGAUUUUCGAAUAUUUCCACGACGAUUCGCCAAGGUUGAGAAUUGGGGCACCUCACUCAUGGAUGUGGGUGUGGGAUCAUUCGUGUUUUCUGCCGGGAUCGUAGCAGCAAGACCGCUCUUGAAGGAGAAACUGGCUGGCAAAACUACGCCUGUCUUGACACGACUUUCUCGAUCAUUGCGCCACUCCCUCCCACUACUCGUAUUGGGAUUUAUUAGACUUUAUACUGUGAAAGGGUUGGAUUACGCAGAGCACGUCACGGAAUAUGGGGUACACUGGAACUUCUUUUUCACACUCGGGUUCCUUCCCCCUUUCGUGGCUAUAUUUCAGUCAGCGUUCCAGAUAAUACCUUCAUAUGCUGCUCUGGGAAUUAUGCUCUGCUCUUUGUACCAGAUUGCUUUGGAAUUUACAGAUCUCAAAGCAUUUGUUUUGACCGGGCCAAGAGAUAAUCUAUUUUCCAAAAACCGGGAAGGAAUUUUCAGCUUCUUCGGGUACCUUGCCAUAUUUCUUGCGGGGCAGUCCACUGGCAUGAUAGUUAUUCCUCGAAGCCUCUCAAAGACUCUCACUAGCGGUGCGGCGCAACGCAAGAGACUUUUACUGACUCUGGGGGCAUGGUGUGCGGUCUGGAUAUCCCUUUUCACCAUAACGUCUAGUUAUAACUACGGAUUAAACCUCACUGUAUCUCGUCGGCUGGCCAACCUUCCAUACUUCUUCUGGAUAUGCGCCUUCAAUUCUUGUCAAAUAACAGCUUUCUGUCUUGUGGAGACGAUCUUCUUUCCUCAAGCCCACCAGAGUACAGACGCGAAGACCGAAGCCGAGACUUAUGAGGCAUCUAGUAGUCGAGUUUUUGAAGCAUAUAACAGGAAUGGGUUAGCUGUCUUCCUCGCAGCCAACCUGCUGACGGGGCUUGUCAACCUGACAGUACCUACAUUAAACGUGGGUGAGAUAGAGGCUAUGGUAAUAUUGUUUGCAUACGCAUCCGUAGUGACGGGUCUGGCAAUAGGGUUAGACGCCUAUGACAUAUCUGUCAAAUUAUAG